Molecule: messenger RNA, 1745 nt
Organism: Saccostrea cuccullata (small rock oyster)
Lineage: Eukaryota; Metazoa; Mollusca; Bivalvia; Ostreida; Ostreidae
Exons: 7
Coding region: 123-1739 (538 amino acids)
Cellular component (GO): extracellular region
Molecular function (GO): chitin binding
Source: RefSeq, a predicted model, not a curated record
UUGCCUUUAAUACGUAUAAACUAAAAGCAGAAUUACAAAGUAAAGCAAACUUUACCUGUCUCGUAAGGAGUACUGGGUCUUAUAAAGCAAUAAAGAUCUUGAAAAUAAUCAACAGCACAUCAAUGAUGGAAAUGGCUUCAUAUACAUCAUCAUCUGAUUCAGUACAAAAUAUAGCCGGGGUUGAUGCAAAUUUCAGCAGCAAUGCUCUAACCUUGAUAUUUGCCUCAGUAAUGUGCUCUGACGAAGGGCAAUAUAAUUGCACUGUGAUCAUGGAUGAUGAUGCGGAACUUCAGCCCCCACUUUCCCUUGAUGUUCAAGUAACAACAUCACCAGGCUUCUCAACGGUCGAAUUGUUUGUGAACCCAGACAUUGUUGAAAAUAAGGAUUCUGGAACUCAUCAUUGCCUUGGUCCUGUUGGGUACCCGGAAGUUGGAGGUCAUUUAGAGAUUACCUUUGUCCAUCCUUUAAUAAACUAUAAUAUAACGCUUAAUAAAAAUAGCACAAGGACUAUUUCCGGUAAUGAAAUAGAAAUUAAAAGCACUUUGGAACCUUUUACUAAAGAAGAUUGCAAAAAUAUGGAGAAGAUUUCUUUCACAAUAAAUUCUUCAAAGAACUGGAACAAAGGAAAAAUAAUCUGUGAAGUUAAAAAUGGAGAACAUAAGGCAACCAAAGACGAUAUUUUCUUUGUUAUUGAUGGAUCAUUCUGCAAUUCUACGAACAACCAAGAAAUUUAUUUUGACCAUGAAAAAGAGGACUUUUGUAACACCUAUAUACAAUGCAGUGGAGGGAAACCUUUUGGAAGAUCUUGUAAGCCAAACCGGUGUGUGUACAUUGGUAAAACGUAUUGUGAAGACUGUUCCACUGCUGUAUGUUCAGAAGGAGUUACAACUACAGAAGUCACAUUAUCAAGCUUUGAAACAACACCAGUACCUGGUCCUCGUUCUCUUAAUUGUACAUCACCGUCUGUAUAUGAAGGAGAAAGAGCAACAAUUCCAUGUUCACUGAACGUUUCCUCCUUUGAUUUCAUAUCUAUAUCUAAUGACAAAGGAAUGAUAAUGUCAAUAUUUGAAAAUACAACAGUUAUUUAUUUCGGCGAUUCUUCUUCUACAUUUCAAGGUUCUUUAACUGGAAAAACUGUGAUUUUUAUUGUUAAAAACCUGAACUGUAAUAACUCUUUAGAUUAUGUAUUUAAACUUUACAACGGAGGAGAAGUUUCAAGUUCUGUUACAGCAAAUCCUCUGAUGAAAGUUAAACCAAUAACACCCGUCCUAAACAUUGACUACAGGUUAGAGAUGGGUAAAAACCAGAAUUUUCACACUUGCAAAGGUUAUGUUGGAAAUCCUAAAGGAUCCCUUGAGUUGGAGAUAAGGAAUGGUUCACUAGCAACAUACAACAAAUACAUUCCCACCACUCAAUCUUUCGACACGCCGGUUUAUGAAAACUGCAAUCAUUAUUUGACUCUAACGUUUUCCAUAGACCUAACAAAAGACAAUUUGACUGGUCAGCAUAUAAGAUGUCUGGCUAAAAAUAUCGAGAGUUUGGAAAACACAGAUCCUAUUCCAACGUCAAAUGAAGUUCUAAUUAUUCCUCUUCCAGCAAAUCCUUGUAGCAAAGGUAAUGGUGAUUAUCCACAUCCAAGAGACUGUUAUCAUUAUCUCCAAUGUUCAAAUAAUAUUGCAUAUACUCAGAUCUGCCCUGGUGGGGGCUGUUUUAAUGACACAGCUAAAGCUUGUUUAUAAAAUGUA